Messenger RNA from Ailuropoda melanoleuca (giant panda), 4951 nucleotides. It is a transcript of the gene NINL, whose product is annotated as ninein like. The record is from RefSeq and is a predicted model, not a curated record. The transcript has 24 exons. Gene Ontology annotation, cellular component: centrosome. Gene Ontology annotation, molecular function: calcium ion binding. Lineage: Eukaryota; Metazoa; Chordata; Mammalia; Carnivora; Ursidae. Gene Ontology annotation, biological process: microtubule anchoring at centrosome. Bases 16 to 4206 code for a protein of 1396 amino acids.
CCACCCGGCGCCCGUAUGCCCCGCCCAGUCGGGGUGGGCCCGCGGCGCCGGCGCGGGGAGGACGAGGAGGCGGUGCCUGGUGGCUGUUGGAGCGCGGCGUCGGGGCCUCCAGACACAAAGACCGGCGGGCGGGACGAAUCGUGCGUUCCCCGCGAGUGCUCUAGCUCCCUUGGCUUGCGCCCCUGUGCCCCGCGCGCGGGGGAGACCGGAGGCGCCACAGCCCAGGUCACCUUUGAGGAACUUAAGGAAGGUCUUGUGGCAGUGUUGUCAUCAAAUGCUGGUGCUGGCCCCUUGGAUGGAGACAGUUCUUUGGAGUCAACUGCCUCUCGUGCUGUCCCACCAAAGUAUGUGAGCGGCUCUAAGUGGUACGGUCGCUGGAGCCGGCCUGAGCCCGAGCCGUGUGGCUCUGCAACAGAAGCCAACUGUUCACCAGAACAGCAGGCCCGGACCACUGGGAGAAGCCAGCUCCGCCGCUCUGCAUCUUUGGAAAGUGUGGAGAGUCUCAAGUCAGACGAAGAAGCCGAAAGUGCUAAAGAGCCUCAGAAUGAGUUGUUUGAAGCACGAGGCCAGCUGCCAGCUUGGGGUUCUGAGGUCUUCGGGUGCCUCCAGAAGCCCUGCAGCCCCUCCUUGGACACCCCUGAGAGCCGGGUCCGGGGCAUCUGGGAAGAGCUGGGCGUUGGCAGUAGUGGCCACCUCAAUGAGCAAGAGCUGGCCGUUGUCUGCCAGAGCAUCGGGCUCCAGGGACUGCAGAAGGAGGAACUGGAGGAUCUGUUUAACAAACUGGAUCAAGAUGGAGACGGCAGAGUGAGUCUUGAGGAAUUCCAGCUUGGCCUGUUCAAUCAUGGACCCACUUCACUUCCAGAAUCUUCCACUCCCGCCAAACCGAGCAUGUCCUGGUCUCAUUACCAGGUCCUGGAGGAGGCUGGCUGCCAGACCGCCACGACGUCGUCCCUGGUGUCUGUGUGCUCAGGCCCGCGUCUCUUGUGCAGCAUUGAUGACGGCACCGGCUUUGCGUUUCCUGAGCAGCUCAUUGCCCUGUGGGCCCAGGAGGGGAUUCGGAACGGCAGGGAGAUCUUGCAGAUUCUUGACUUCAGUGUGGACGAGAAGGUGAAUCUUUUGGAGCUGACCUGGGCCCUUGAGAACGAGCUCAUGAUGGUUGGUGGUGCCACUCAGCAGGCGGCCUUGGCCUGCUACCGCCAGGAGCUGAGCUUCCGCCAGGGGCAAGUGGAGCAGAUGGCAAGGGAGCGAGACAAGGCAAGGCAGGACCUGGAGAAAGCCGAAAAGAGGAACCUGGAGUUUGUGCAAGAGGUGGAUGACUGUCACUCUGCCCUAGAGCAGCUCACGGAGAAGAAGAUCCAACAUCUGGAGCAGGGAUACCGGGAAAGGCUGAGCCUCCUGCGGUCCGAGAUGGAGAGGGAACGUGAGCUGUUCUGGGAGCAGACCUGCAAGCAAAGGGCUGUGCUGGAGAAGGACCUGGAGCGCCUGCGUGCCGAGGAGGCCAGCCUCCGGGAAAAGCUGACCCUGGCCCUGAAGGUGGGUGGGGAGCAGUGUCUCCCCGGGAGGAUAGUGGUCAGGGAGGGUCAGCAGCAGCGGCCAGCUUUGCCACACCCACCCAUUCCCGGAGACCAGAGCAUCUGUGGGCUGGAGCCACAGAGCACAGAGCUCCUGGUCCAGGAGGAGCGGUUCGUGGAGGUCCUAAAGGAGUAUGAACUCAAGUGCCGGGACCUGCAGGACCGCAACGAUGAGCUGCAGGCUUCACUGGAAGGCCUAUGGGCACGACUGCCCCCAAGUUGGCAUGGCCGGCCACAUGCACAGCCAGAGGAACCACUGCUCCCUGGGCACAGGCCAGCAGGCAUCAUCUCAUUUGUUGGUGAUUCCAUUCCUGUGAGUUUAGAAACGGAGAUAAUGUUGGAGCAGGUGAAGGAACACUGCCAAGACCUCAAGAUCCAGCUGGAGACCAAGGUAAAUUCCUACGAAAGGGAAAUGGAGGUGAUGAGAAGGGACUUCACAAAGGAGAGGGAGGAGAUGCAGCAGGCCUUUAGGCUUGAGGUCCAUGUGCUGGAGGGCCAGAGGGCUGACCUGGAGCUGCCGCUCGGGAAGUCUCAGGAGCUCAUCCGAGGUCUGCAGGACCAGCUCCGGCAGGUGGCCCAUGGCACUCCGCCGGAGAGGGCGGGGUUGGGGCAGUGCUGCGUGCAGGCACUGUCAGGCCCGGCCGAGCGGCUGGCCCACGAGCAGGACCCGCCGGAGCAGGAGCGGCACCAGAGGCAUCGGAGCGAGCUGCAGCGAGUCAGGUCAGGGGCUGCAUCCUUUCAGGAUCUUCGUCUAGGGGUUCUUGCCAAGAGCCCAGAUUUGAAAUUGCAUCAGGAAAGAGGCCGAAAUUGUGCUGAACUACGAGCGCUCAAGGAUGGAAGCCCGCAGGCUGCCCACUGUAAGCGCUUAGCGCUGCGGCCUCAACAGAAGGAAGAGCUGCUGCGGAGACCCCCGCUGCAAGCCCACAAGGUGACAGAGCAGCAUGACCAGGAGAAGGAGCGGAGGGAGGGUAGGGGGAAGGGGAUGCCCCUGCACUGGGGAAGUCAGCAGCCGAAGCUGCAGGAGCUGGUAGGCAAGGAACAGGCAGAGUUCUGGAAGUCCCCUGCCCUGGAGGAGGAGAGGCUGGAGCUCGCCUGUAGGAAGCAAGUGGGAAGGCUUGUAGGGGAAACAGACAUGUUGUGGGCCUGUUUGAGGGACAGGCCGGCAGUGGCAGAUCGUGAGCAGGGGGGUUCAGGGGGCCCCAUGCCCCUGUGUGCAGGCAGGAGGGAACAGCCACUGGUCUGGCUGGAACAUGGUGAUGGGCGUGGCUGUGGGCAAGCCAGGUGCAGGGAUGUGCCAGGCCGGCACCUGUGCCGUGUGGGUGCCAGGCAGAGCCCAACCCCAGCCCCUUCCCUGGCCCGCAGAGGGCUCUUGGAGAGCCUCGGCCUCAGAGAGGAUGGUCAGCGUGUGCUUGCUGCCGAAGAGGUGGCUUCUGCUCCCCCCGAGAGGUGGGCACAGGUGCACCCACAUAGGACGGACAGGAGAGCAGUUCUGGAGGAGCCAGCGCCUCCUGCCAGUGGCUCAGCUGGUCUGAGCCAGACUGAAGCCCAGGAGCUGCUCUGGGGACCAGAAGGAGAUGUCUCACCAGCUCAGCCCCGACAUUGGGCAGAGGAGAGACUGAGAGGACCUCGUGCUUACAUCGGGCCCACCUGGAUGAUGCAGGAUGUGCAGCUAGUUGAGUUGGAUAGGCUUUCUGAAGAAAACGUAUUGCUGAGGAAUGAGCUGGGAAGGAUUCAGCAAGAGCUUGAAGCUGCAGAAAGGACAAAUGAUGCUCAGAGGAAGGAAAUCGAGGUUUUAAAGAGAGACAAGGAAAAGACCUGCUGUGAAGUGGAGGAACUCAACAAACAGAGCCAGAAAUGCAAGGAUGAAGUGUCCCAGCUGAAUCACAAGGUCCUUCAGCUAGGAGAGGAGGCCUCUCUCCACCAGGCCCAGACGGAGAAGAACCGCUUCACCAUUCAGCUGUUAACAAGGAGACUGGAGGAGGUGGGCCAGCAGGAGGAGCGGCAGGGUGAGCACAUCCAAAAACUUGAACUCAAACUCGAACACAUGAAUCAGGAACAUCAGAGCCUGAGACUGUCACAGUCACAGCUGACAGAGAGCCUUGAAGAAAGUCAAGACCAGCUGCACAGAGCCAGGCUGGGGCUGAGGCUGGCACGGUCCCAGCACUUGGAGGACGUUCAUGAGCUGCAGGAGCGGAUGCAGUGGCUGGUGCCCGGGGACCGUGUGACCGAGCUGCAGCAGCUGCUGGAAGAGGAACGGCAGGCAGCUCAGCGGCUCCGCGAGGAGUGCCUUCUCCAGGAGGAAAAAGGGAGGCGGCUGGAAACACAGUGGGAAGAACAUGAAAAAGAGCUUAAAGACAUGGAAGAGCAGGUAGAAGAGGUGGGAAUGGUUCUGAAGAACGUGGAAAUGCUCCUACAAGAGAAAGUGGCUGAGCUAAAACAGCAGUUUGAAAAGAACACAAAGUCCGAUUUGCUGCUCAAGGAGCUCUAUGUGGAAAAUGCUCACCUGACGAAGGCACUUCAGGUCACGGAAGAGAAGCUCCAAGGUGCUGAGAAGAAAAACCGCAUCUUGGAAGAAAAAGUUAGAGCUCUCAACAGACUCAUCACUAAGAUCGCUUCAGCUUCCCUCUCGGUGUGAAGGCUGCUUGUUUUCCUGGAAUGCAUUUUGAAAGAACAUCUUUUAAAAUUAAGCCACCGUGGUGCCAUAAUUUUCUAGGGUUCGUUGGCCAUGCACCAGGCAUAGAGGUUUCUGAUUCUUUGUUCACCUCACACAUGUUUAAAAGUGUCCGUUAUGCCAGAUGCUCAGAAAAUAGACGUGCUGGAAAAGAUGACAUUUUUAUUAGUGGUCCUGGGUAAUUUCUUUAGGUAAAAUUCCCAGUUUUGCUACCAAUGGGUGAAACAGAUUAUGGAGGCUUUCGGCGAAGAAAGACUAAAAGGAAAUGGUGAAAUCAAUUUCGAUGUUGUACUUUUGACACUGGCUGCAGAGAGUAAAAUGAAAAAUAAGUGCUCUGGACAGUUUCACCCUUUCACUGUUACUGCUUUGGGUUUAGAUUAUUCGCAUUCUCAAUCUGGGUCUCUACAGAGUUUCUAGAAAGACUACUCGCUGUGGCUGUCAGCCCUGCUCCACCACAGGAAGAUGUUGGGGGAGUGCUUACUGUAGGUCUGCGGACUCAGGGAUGAUAGUAUCUAUUCUGAAUGCAAUCUUUUCCUCAAUGAAAUGUCAUCACACUGGAAAUUGUAUUAUAUGUAAAGAAAAAAAAACACUAUAGUUUUAUAUCCAAAAUUUAUAUAAGUUAUGGUCAUUUGGUUUAUGUGAAUAAACUACUAUGAAGAGUCACUGUAUUUACAAAAACUCUUUCCUAUUAAAAUUGUUUUAACUUCUA